Dermacentor andersoni is the source of this 2028-nucleotide messenger RNA. Its product is annotated as endothelin-converting enzyme 1-like. Gene Ontology annotation, cellular component: plasma membrane. Gene Ontology annotation, molecular function: metalloendopeptidase activity. Gene Ontology annotation, biological process: protein processing. Lineage: Eukaryota; Metazoa; Arthropoda; Arachnida; Ixodida; Ixodidae. The record is from RefSeq and is a predicted model, not a curated record.
AUGACAUCACCAUCUGGUGCUCCAGCGGAUGUGAAGAGAGCCUCCAGGCCGUCGGCAGCCAGCGUGGCCGUGCCCAAGAGGCGCCGAACAAGCGGUCACACAGGCGACUGCGUCCUGAGGUUCCUCUCCAAUGGCGCCUGCACCGUCUGCGUCAUCGGGGCCGUGCUCGUGCUGCUCUUCAUCCUGCUCAGGCACACCGCUCACGAGUACAUCCAGAGUACCACCGCCAAAGUGGAAGAGUACUGUCACACGAAGGACUGCGAGCAGCACGCGCAGCUGAUCCUGUCUAUGGUGAACAUGAACGAGGACCCGUGCGAGGACCUGAACGCGUUCGCUUGCUCGUACUGGGAGCCCCAGGCCGACAGCUACAACUACGGCGCCGCGCUGGACUCCCAGGCGAUCCACGACUGGUUCGCCAACUUCAAGAAGUCACUGGACGAAGGCAGCGCCCACCUGAUGGCAGGCACCAAGGCGCUCGAUAUGUUCAGGGCCUGUCUGCGGCAUCGCAUCACCGCCGAAGAGGCCGAGCGGGGCAAGCGUAUGCUGCGCGAGUUCAUGUCCAAACUGCGCAUCCCGUGGCCGGACGAGCCGAGCUCCGACGUGGAUCCGCUCGGCGUGCUCAUCGACCUGUCCUUCAGGUGGCAGCUGGGAAUGUGGUUUGAACUCCAGCCCUUGCAACGCCAGCCACGCUCAGAGUCACCACCGCAGCCCGACUCUCCUAAAGACGGUGCCACGUCGAAAAGGCCCACCGAAAACAAGAGCCGUUACCCGCUGCUCAUGUCGGUGGGACGGUUCGUCGGUUACUGGUCGGUGCACAAUAGCGAGAUAGUGCAGAGGCGCAACUACGCCAAGUACUGGGCCAUCUUCUACGAGGCGUUCGGCGCCGGCCGGCCCAACAAGAGCGACGCGUACGUCCAGAAAGUGGUCAUGGUCGGACGCGACGUCCUCGAGGAGUUCCUGGGCGUCGUUAACAACGAGGACAAGGAACCCGCCCGAUUCGAGCUGGGCGACAUCGGUAACCACACGCCAAACCUACCGGCGCGCCGCUGGAUCGAGCAGCUGAACGCCAAUGCGGUGCCCGUCGUCGCUAGUGCUGCACACAACGCCGGGAAUCUCCACGGUUACGCGUCGAGCGACACGAUCACAGUCGCGGACACGGCACUUCUCAGGGCAGUGAACAGGCUGUUCGGGGCGCACAACAGCACGAUGCUGCUGCGACACCUCUCCUGGUCCUUUAUACAGGCAUUCGGGGCCCUGGCCGACCGACGCCUGUUGGUGGCCAAGUACGGGGACAAUAGGAAGACGUCUGUGCGCAGACACGUGUUCUGCGCCACCGAGCUCGAGGACGCGUACGGACCGCUGGUGCGCUCCCUGUACGUGUUCCCGCGCUUCACGGCACGCAUGCGGUUCGCCAUCGACGACACGUUCGCCACCGUCACCAAGGCACGGCAAGGCUUUGUUCUCCAAAACUACAGGCACGACCGCGUGCGACACAUCACCACGCAGGAGGCCGCACACAAGGUGUCGGCGCUCGCGUGGGCCGACAGUGCCACGCGGCUGGCAGCCAUAACGAAGCUACACAACGCGCGAACCGCGCUCUGGCCGCCGGACUCGUUCCUGACCAACGAGGGGCUCAACGUGAUGUACGCCAACUUCACGACCAACCUGACGGUUGGCAAGUCUCUGUUCAUCGACUACUGGAUCAACGCCCAGAGGCAGCUGCGCGGGCUUUCCGACGAGCCCAGCCUGGGGGACGCGCUCAGCCUGCCGCCCAACUACGUGCUGCCGUACUUCGACUACGACUACCUGCAGAAUCGCGUGCUCGUCUCGGUGGCCGCUCUGCACGGCGCUCUCAGAAGGGUACAGGCCACGCCAGCCGUGCUCUACGGCGGCCUUGGGUUCUCCUACGCCCGCCAGCUGCUGCGCGCCCUGGACAGCGGCGGACUCAAGAUCGACGCCGUGGGCAACAUCGUACCGGACACGUGGGCUUCGCCGCGUUGGAUGCAAGUCAAGCGGGAAAGGCAAUGA